Molecule: messenger RNA, 2786 nt
Organism: Nymphaea colorata (pocket water lily)
Lineage: Eukaryota; Viridiplantae; Streptophyta; Magnoliopsida; Nymphaeales; Nymphaeaceae
Product: pentatricopeptide repeat-containing protein At4g19191, mitochondrial
Exons: 1
Coding region: 176-2326 (716 amino acids)
Biological process (GO): RNA modification
Molecular function (GO): protein binding; RNA binding
Source: RefSeq, a predicted model, not a curated record
CGUCCCUUUCCCCACUCUUGCCUGUUUGAGUGAAGGUAUCAGGGUCUCGUUUUCCCUUUGUUGUUUCGUGGAAGCCAUUUUGCAGAAGUCAUUACCUUUGUCUUCCUCGUCUCGUUGUAGUUCUUCUUCCUCGAAGAAUGACGAAGAGCCUUCCUCCAUUCUGCACUGGGCGACCAUGGCGAAGUUUCUCCCUUCUCGUCGCAUACUCCCUACCAGAACUCUCCCCCGAUUCAGCUCAAGGCUGUUCGGUCAAGCCAUUGUCCAUGCCCACCUGAAGCAGAUUCAGAGAGCCCAUGCCCACCUCCUAGUGAAUGGCCUCCAUGAGGACGACAGCCUCUUAGCAGACACCAUCUUCCACGCCAAACAAGGCUCUUACUAUGACAUUCUGUACUGCCGCCUAAUCUUCGAUCGGAUCCCCAGCCCCACGGUUUCUACAUGGAACUGUCUGAUCAGGCUCUAUGCAGAUUCCUACUGGGACGCCUCGUAUUCCUUCCUUCUGUACCGGGAAAUGCGGCGUCGGGCAAACCAGCCUGACCAUCUUACGUUUCCCUUCUUGCUCAAGGGCUUAGGCAAUGGUGGGACGCUUUCAGACGCCGUUUGCGUCCACACCCAUGUUCUGAAAUCGGGAUUUUUGUCGGAUUUGUUUGUACAGACCUCGUUGAUGAGUUUUUAUACGAAAUUUUGUUGUAUGGAGUACGCACACCAAAUAUUCGAUCAAAUGAGUGAACGAGAUACAGCGUCUUGGAACGUUCUGAUUGGUGGGUAUUCGCAGAAAGGCUGCUUAGGAUCCGUCUUUUCGGUUUUCCAGGGGAUGCGGCGUCUGUCUUAUUGCUCACCGGAUUGUAUCACAGUUAUGAGUUUGAUGCAGGCCUGUGUGGGGGAAGACAAUCGGCAAGUCGGGGAGUCCAUUCAUUGUUUGGUAAUUAAGAAUGGCAUGGAGAAGGACGUUUCAGUCAAGAACACGCUGAUUGCCAUGCUUGGCAAGUGCGAAGAUAGCGAAUCGGCCGAGUUAUUAUUUAGUGAAAUGGACCCGCUUGAUCGGAACACGGUGUCUUGGAACGCCUUGAUUUCAGGUUGCUGUUGUCAAGAGGAUUCUACCGGAGCAGUAAAUAUUUUCAAUCGGAUGCUGCAGUCGGAUGAAAGACCUGAUCUGGGGACUAUUUUGAGCUUGGUCUCAGCAUUGGCUGAAUUUGAUAUGCUGCCGGCUGGAGGAAGCAUUCAUUGUUAUGUUCUCAAGGCUGGUUUCGAUUCAAACAUCUCCGCGGGGAAUGCAAUUAUUUCAAUGUAUUCAAAAUGUGGGGAUGCGCAGGCUGCAUAUCAAGUUUUUGCUGAGAUGAGAACGAGAAACCGCGUCACCUGGACUUCCAUUGUUUCUGGGUUUGCUCAAAGUGGUUGCUCAGAUGAAGCUAAACAGUUAUUCAAGGACAUGUUAAUGGCUGGUGAGAAACCUGAUUCCGUGACUAUAGUCGCCAUGCUCUCUGCUUGUAGCAUCUCGGGGGAUCAUGAAUAUGGAAAAUGGAUACAUGACUACACAAUUGCAGGAGGGCUCAUUACUAAUGUCAUUGUCUGCAACGCGUUGGUGGACAUGUAUGCUAAAUGCGGCAGCAUGAGUGAUGCUCGCCAAGUUUUUGAAAGAAUGCAGGAGAAGAACAUUAUCUCUUGGACAACUAUGAUACUGGGUUACGCCAUGAAUGGAGAGUUCAAAGAGGCACUCAAUAUUUUUUCUGAGAUGCUGAAGUUGGGCAUAAGACCUAAUCAUGUUACUUUUCUUGCUGUUCUCUCAGCAUGCGUUCAUGGUGGUCUAUUGGAGAAGAGCCUACAGAUUUUUCACUCCAUGACUGCUACGUAUCAUAUACUUCCCAGGUUAGAGCACUAUGCUUGUGUCGCUGACCUUCUAGGUCGCCAAGGGAACAUCCAACAAGCACUGGAUUUAAUACAAAGUAUGCCCGUUAGACCUGAUGCUGGUAUAUGGGGUGCCUUGCUGGGAGCUUGCAGAAUUCACCACGAAAUCGAGAUAGGAGAGUUUGUUGCAGAGAGACUUCUGGAGCUAGACCCAAGUGCUGUUUCCCAUGUUUCCAUGGCCAAUAUAUAUGCAGGAGAAGGGAAAUGGGAAGGUGCUGCAAGAUUAAGAAUGAUGAUGAAGUCGAAGAAAGUAAAGAAAACACCUGGUUGCAGUUUUGUUCAAGCAAAUGGCAGUACUCAUUCAUUUGCUGUUGAAGAUAGGUCACAUCCUGAACAUCGGAUGAUUUAUGAAGUUGUUGAUGGGUUGGCAUUACAGCUGAAGGGCAUUGAAGUCGUGGAAAUUGAAGAAGCGGUAAAUUUUUGAAGUGCAUUUUUCUAGCUAUGCACCUGAGUCAGAGUUCUUCAAUUGACAGAUGGUUUGUUUUCCAAGUGUUCCUCCGCCUUGCUAUGAAACAGAUUUCUUCUUCAGAAUGGUUGUUCUGUUAACACCCAUCCAACCGUUAAAGACCAGCAAAUCCACUAUCUGCUCCUGGACAUCCAUUUAAGCGGGAACCCAGGCAGCAGUAGGCCAGCUUUAAGCACCUCAAACUUUUGGUUCUUAGAUUGUUGUGGAGGUUGGAACUAUUCCAUGAGGAUAUCAGGGAUAUAUUCAUCAGCCUGUUAUUUCCACCAGCUGAAUGAGGUUAAGCUAGACUGAUUUUCUAUGGAUCUUUGGUUCGCAAAAUGAUCUACAUCUGCGACAGGUCUGCAGAGAUUAAUUGUAAAUACAGCAUGGUCUUAAUAUCUAAACUAAUUCAGGUGUAGGGGCCUCCAAUUUGGAUUCC